This is a messenger RNA of Onychostoma macrolepis, 1505 nucleotides long. RefSeq names its product ovarian cancer G-protein coupled receptor 1-like. Gene Ontology annotation, biological process: phospholipase C-activating G protein-coupled receptor signaling pathway; positive regulation of Rho protein signal transduction. The coding region runs from base 533 to 1492 and encodes 319 amino acids. Lineage: Eukaryota; Metazoa; Chordata; Actinopteri; Cypriniformes; Cyprinidae. Gene Ontology annotation, cellular component: membrane. The transcript has 3 exons. Gene Ontology annotation, molecular function: G protein-coupled receptor activity. The record is from RefSeq and is a predicted model, not a curated record.
UCCUGAAGGACUGUAACCUGCGGGCGGUGAGUGCUUUAUGGUUUAAUAUAUAUUUGACUCCUUACCCUACCUGAAUAAUCACAGGGUUAAAGGUGUAAGAUGAAAGGACACACCGAGUGACAAAUAGAAAGCAUGUUUAGUGAACUCUGGUAGUUGUGCCAGAACAUUUUUUUAAUUUAGAGUUUUCCACUUAAACUACCCUUUUUCAUGACCUUUUUUCAGCCUUAAUUACAGUUUAAAAGUCAUUACCAAUCAUUGAUGUUAUUGUGCUCUACUCACUCCUCUCGUCUUAUUUCAGCGUAUGUUACAACUGUUGCUCAAUAAACAGCAUUCACUGCAGCUUCCCCAGUCGUCUCGGUCCUUACAUCACAAACGAUGUUCUCCAUCAGAUCAACAGCGUUUGGAUGUGUGUUUACGGUGUGGAGUUGAUGGAAAAUGAAAUGAAAAGCUGAAUGUUCUCCUUUGACUUCUCUGUGGAAAAAUAAACACAAACCAACUGGACAAGUUCUGUCAUAAAUGAAUUUGUGAAACAAUGGCACAACAUAACACCAGCAUCAAUGACUCAACUGCAUCAGAUUCCCAUUUAUUAUUAUUUAAGGAGUUGACAGAGAAACAACUAUAUGCAGAAUCUGUAUUUAUCCGUGUCCUUUCAGUCAUUGAGAUCCCAGUCAUGAUCUUAACUCUGAUUGGCUUGUGUUUCAUCAUCAAAUCUCGGCCUGCUGCUUCAGUUUUUGUUAGUAAUUUGAUACUUUCAGAUCUCAUACAGGUCAUUUGUAUGUUAAUAGCAGCAGUAGCAGCAACCUCAUGGACACAGAAACUGUAUGUUGCAUAUCACUAUUCUUUGAUUGCGAGUCUGUAUUUUAUGGCAUGUGUUGCUGUUGAACGAUAUCUUCUGGUUUCUCAUCCUAUCUGGUGCAGAUCUCACCAUUCACUCAAACUCUCCUGUUUUAUUUCUGUGAUCGUCUGGUUUGUGCCUCUGAUCUUUGCAGAAAUAGACCCCCCUUGUAUUUAUUUUAAUCGUCUACCCCGGUGUAUAGCGUUUUUAAUUCCCUACCCCAUCAUCAUUCUCUGUUUUGCUGGCACUUGGCGAGGUCUUUCUCGCUCAAUAUCUCUGACUGCUCUUCAGCGCAAAUUAAUUUUGGGCAGUUUGUUCCUGGUGCUGUUGACUUACACACUUCUCAUUCUGCCUGCUGUGAUUGUGGCAUUUUUUGUACAGUUUCACUCAUACAAAUUUGCUAUAAGAGUUUACCGCUAUGCACGAUUGCUCGUGUGUGUGAAUCCACUUGCUGACUGUGUGCUGUACCUGUUCAUAAGGCCUGAUGUUCGUAAUAUGAUGAAGUCUGUUCGCUGCUGUCGUAGACGUCAGAGAUUGAAUCACAACCAGGACGAACACUCUGUAGUGAAUCCACAGAACAGCUGCUGUACUGUAGUGUGCUGUAUUUCAGCUCAAGAGCCUGCAUCUCAUUCACUGAACACCUGCAGCUCAGUUUAACCUGCUGAUAAAU